CAAAUAUGAAGUACAAGUCUAAGAUUUCAUAUUGGGCCUGCGUCAAUUCUUAUAAGAAGCCCAGUCCAUUUGUUGGGCCCAGUAAAGAGCUUCUUCUUCCUCUCUCUUUUCGUCCCUCUCCUGCUCCUCACUCUGCAAGCAAGAACUUCGCCCCAACGCCAUAGACGCCGAGCAGGUGAAUUAUACAUUGCCUUUGAAAGAAGGGAAAGAAUGCCUUUGGGACUUCUAGCAGGGCUCGCACGAGCCGCGAGGAGGAAGCGUACAUCCUCUCUUGACAUUCUUUCUUCGAAGCGUGCUCCACGAAAUUAUUACAAGGGGAAGAAUUGCAAGCCUACUGGUUUUCAUACUCGCAAAGGUGGAUACAUUGUACAGCCAGAGAAAUUGCCAAACUAUGUUGUCCCUGACUUGACUGGUUUCAAGCUAAAACCAUACGUCUCCCAGUGCCCUAUAGAAUUGAAGACUGCAGAAGCUUCUGAUGCAUCUAAAUGAGCAAAUCGACCGAGGAAAAGAAUUUCUGAUGGACAUUAGCAAAUUCCGUGCCAUUGUUAGCAUGUGUUUUUCAUCUUCUCGAGUUGAAUCCUCUUUCAUGUUCUUCAGGUCGAGAAAGAACAUAUUGGAUCAGUCUACAAGCCAAUGAAGUGAAGUCAUCAAAUUUUGAUGUAUCUGAUUCCUUUAAUCAUUGCCCUUUAAAAAAUUGAAUUAGUUAAGGCAUCGCAUAUUCUGUCAGGCAAAGAUACUGCUUAAACAAGCUAAAGAUUUGCGUCGUA
Messenger RNA from Punica granatum (pomegranate), 767 nucleotides. NCBI's taxonomy places the organism in Eukaryota, Viridiplantae, Streptophyta, Magnoliopsida, Myrtales, Lythraceae. The record is from RefSeq and is a predicted model, not a curated record.